Messenger RNA from Linnemannia hyalina, 4077 nucleotides. Lineage: Eukaryota; Fungi; Mortierellomycota; Mortierellomycetes; Mortierellales; Mortierellaceae. The record is from the annotation of a GenBank genome assembly.
AUGGAGGAGGUCAAGCCUAUCAACACAGUCUUUUUACUUCAACACCCUCUCGCGAACCCCAAGGACCCUCCUGUCGCCAUCCCUACUACUUUACCUCGACAACGGCAACAGGGCUCCUCCACGAUCCAACAACAACAACAACAACAACAACAGCAGCAGCACCAGGUACCACCGACACCGACCUCACUACCUUACUCCCUCUCUCCUCCAGGAUCCCCGCUCUUUGGAGCAGUGAAAUCAUCCUCACAGUCGUCCACCUCUAAUCGCCAGAAUACUCGCUUGCACCACUAUCAACAGCACUCGAACCCGCUGUCCAUAGGACCACCAUCACCCUCGUCUUCGUCGUCAGCGACAACAGCAGCGACAACGACUGUCGGAGGCGUCGGUGGAGGCAGUAACAGCAGCGGUGCAGGCACAUUUUCUUCCAAGGCCCUGAACGCCCAACAACAUCAACAACCUCAACAACUAUCCCUUGCUCGUGAUCUGACGACGCGGCUCUGGCAGCGUGAAGCCGAACUGCAGACGAUGAAGGAGCUCUAUGACGCUAAGAUCAGGAGAUUGACUGAGAUGCUGCAAGAUGCAGGCGUGUCCCCCACCGAGGUCGAAAACAAUCUGGCAGUCGUGGUUGAGCAGGAGGAGACAGAGGAAGCAAAGUUGAACCCCCUGUUUGGUGACCACCAACUUUCGGUCACGAGCGAUGAACACCAUGUGGAGCAGUUAAGCAUUACUGCUCGUCGGAGAGGAGGAGGGGUAUCCAGGGGUGUUGUUGCUGCUUCUGCUAAUCAUAGUGAUACAGGUGUUGGUCUGAGUGGAUGUGGCAGGCGUAGUGGUGUUGUUGGGUGUGAGAACGACGAGGAUCCUCUUAUGGGUGUAGGGGGUGGUCUAUUUGGGGACGACGACGAGGAAGACUGCAGUAGCAGUGUCAUCUUUCGAGAAGGCGAGGAAGUGGAGGAGGAAGAGGAUGAAGAGGGUGAGGACCCGUCCGAGUUCAUGUCCAGUUCAGGGUCCCUCUCCCUCCAAUCCAGCUGUACGACCCAAUUGACCAAGUCUGACCUCUGUCAACAUAUCAUUGGCACCAUGGAACCACAACCACAACCAGAACAACAGCAGCAACCUAAACGACAAAAACACUCUGAUUCUCCUUCCCCUCCCACUCCCUCCAAAGGACCGUCCGCCUUCCCGACAUCAAGGCGUCGUUCCCGUCCACCACGCCCCUUUUCACCCACCCCAAGCGAUAUCUCAACUGCCUCCCACCCCGUGUAUUCUUCGUCUACCUUACCAUACAAGUCAGCGGACCAACCACCCAGACCCGCCUCAUCCCUUUUCCCAACUGCAGCUCGUCCAGCCGAGGCCAAAGGUUACAGCGCUGGAGGGAGUCAAAACCCAAUGCCGUCCUUCCUUGUCGAAUCCCUGGCCGCGGGCACGUUGGGGAUGAAGACCCUGCGUGAGAAAUGGGCGUUGGCGUCAGGAGUACUGACAUGGAAUAAACCAAAAUCAGAGCAGAGCAACAGCCACAGCCGGAGCAGCAGCAUUGUGACCAGUCCCAGUGGAUUGUUUAUCAGGAACGAGGGUAUCAUGAACGACAAGAAGCCUGCCCUUGUCGAGACUUGCUUGCCUUCGCCUUGGACAGACAAUGUGGCACCCUUGUCAGAGAGGAGGGCCAAGGACGACAAGGACAGGGAGCGGGAUGACGAGGGGAUUAUGGACAGGGAGCGGGAUAUCUGGAGCAGCAUUGUGUCACCCACCAACAAGAAAGCCAGCACCAAAAGCAAGCACAUGAGCCACUCGCUACCGCCAAUAAGACCCAUGUCGGAAGUGGGUGGUCUGGGCUCGCCUUCCAAGUAUCCUGCCUUGACGAUGGCUCGGGACAUUCCUCGACCGCCCAUCUCACGCAUCCACGACUACCUCAUGCAGCCCAACACGUACAGCCCCUCACCCUUGCACUACAGGGCCAUCUCCAUGGCCGCCAACCUUAUCGACACCGGCGCCAUUACUCCAGCCCGACUCUACGCUCGACGGACGCAGACCAUGAUUGCCAAGUGGACGCUGGGCUUGAUCAUGAACAGUAAACCGACACGACCACACCAGAGUUCGUUCCCCAUAAUCCGGGAAUCUCUAUCGUCAGAGCAGGAAGACUUACAGGGCCACUCUCAUUUCGAUGGACAGAACGGAAGCAUGGACGAUUCGACAAGCGAGAGUUGUGGACUGGAGAUGGUAUCGAGCUUUGACCGCCGUUCAGGAACACUCAACCCAACAGAGCUGCCCAAAGCGCUCUCCUUCAAGAGUCAUGCGAUGGUGCCGAGCCUAUCCAGUUCGUCUUAUCCGCACUCGUCUUCCACACUCGGUUACCAGCAACAAACUAUGAUUUCGAGUCGCAACGUCGUUGAGUUGUCAGAUAUAAGCUCUCCACCUUUAUCGAUGUCGCCAACUACUUCUUAUUUGGGCUUGGGCGAGCCUGGAAAACCUCUCACGGAUCGGUACGGGUUCUUGAUGAACGCGAGGCCCAUGGCGGUACAGCAGGGGUUGAUGAAGCUGAACGAGACCUAUGCGGGGGACGAUAUGGAUUCACCGAGUUUUUACAGGACCGUGGGUGCUUUGCGUCGCGAUACCAGCAGCGACGGUGGCAAAUUUGAGUAUCUGCAGACAUCUUCAGAGGAGUUGGAGCGGUCGUCGUCGCCACCACCAGUGGUCUCGUCCUUUUAUUUUGGUCAUACGCAGCCAGGAUCGGGAGUCACCUCAGUCACCGGGAAUGCAACGACAUCAGCCACCUCACUUCCGAUGAGUGUCACGUCUCCUAUCCUCUCGAUGGGCACUCGACCGACUUCGACCUUGUCACCACCAACAUCCUCCUCAUCGAAUGUCACCGCACUCCUUUCGCAGAUCAAGGUCCUACACGACAAUGUCCAGAUGACACAGAAGGAGAAAUGGGACGCGUUCUUAAGGAAGAGGCGGAGACGUGUGCACAUGGGCGAGACGAACGGAGGCGCUUUGGCCAAUAUGUCGAGCAGCAAUUUGGGGUCGCCACUGAUCUUUGGAAACUUGAUGCUGUCGCUGGAAGAGCACGAGCAGGACGAGGACGAUCGGAUGUACUGGACGAGUGUCUGUAUCAUUGGCAUGGCGACUAUUGGACAAGGUGCUGACUGGGAAGAGUUGCGCGAACUUGUUCGCGGUGGCAUUCCCGUCAUGUACCGAAACAAGAUCUGGCAGGAGGCAUCAGGAGCAUAUGAUAUGCGCCAGCCUGGAUAUUACAGAGAGCUGCUUUCACGACAACCUCCAGAGGAAUGCCAGUGCUGGGGAGAUAUCGAGUUGGACUUGCACCGCACGUUCCCAACGAACAUCCUCUUUAGCCCCGGCGGCCACGGAAUCGAGAAGCUCAAGAAUAUCCUUCUCGCCUACAGCAUUCACAACCCAUUGGUGGGAUACUGUCAAGGAAUGAACCUCCUCGCAGGAACCCUUCUAUUAACCAACAACACCGAAGAAGAGUCCUUCUGGAUCCUGGUCUCCAUGCUGGGUCGCCGUAUGCCCGAAGACUACUUCACUCAACAGCUCCUCUCCCCACAGGCAGACCAACGCGUCCUCAAAGAGCUCGUCCAAGAGAUCAUGCCCCGACUCAGCCUACAUUUCCAGGAGAUGCAUGUCGACCUGACCGCGGUGACCUUCAGCUGGUUCCUGACCCUGUUCACAGACUGUCUGCCAGUUGAGACGCUCCUCCGAGUCUGGGAUGUGUUCUUUGUUGAAGGUAUGAUGGUCGUCUUCAAGAUUGCGGUUGCGAUCCUGUGGAUGAACGAGAAGGAGAUCCUGAAGUGUCGCAAUGGGGCGGCGGUGUAUUGUUAUAUGAAGCAGAUGACGCUUGUCAUGCACCAAGCCGAUAAGCUCAUGAAGGUCGCGUUUGUGACACUAAAGUCGUCGAUCCAUCCAGAAAAGAUCGAGGCGAAGCGUCAGCGCCACCAACGGAGUGUCCGACAGGAACUGCUUCAGGAACAACAGAUGCUAAAGAUGCGAGCUUUCACUUGUGUCUCCCCAACACCACCCUUGCCACCACCGUCGACCCUUGACAAAAAGACUACCAUUAGUUAA